Messenger RNA from Truncatella angustata, 2078 nucleotides. Its product is annotated as UDP-N-acetylglucosamine-dolichyl-phosphate N acetylglucosaminephosphotransferase-like protein. Gene Ontology annotation, cellular component: membrane. NCBI's taxonomy places the organism in Eukaryota, Fungi, Ascomycota, Sordariomycetes, Amphisphaeriales, Sporocadaceae. The record is from RefSeq and is a predicted model, not a curated record. Bases 357 to 1790 code for a protein of 477 amino acids. Gene Ontology annotation, biological process: dolichol-linked oligosaccharide biosynthetic process; protein N-linked glycosylation. Gene Ontology annotation, molecular function: UDP-N-acetylglucosamine-dolichyl-phosphate N-acetylglucosaminephosphotransferase activity. The transcript is spliced from 2 exons.
GAGGGUUCACCGGCUAUUUAAUUUAGGACUAGCUUGAGCCUUGGCGAUGUUUGAAAUUCCACCUUAUUCUUGACGUGAGACGUUCUGUAAGAUAAGGUAAGCAGGUAAGGUACCGAGUAAAGUAACUACUGUAAGUCUUAGCCGGAGCCUAAGCCUUGGAUUGCGUCGUCGCCGUCGUCGUCGUCAUUGAGGCCACGCAGUCAACAACAGCUCUCAACAGAACAGCGAUUUGCGGCCAUUCCUUUACACAAACUGCUGCGCAGUUACCCCCCGGCCCCCCCCUAUAACGAAGUUGCUGGUCGCCGAUUCUUGAAUCUUUGGACCUGCCAUGCGACGAGACACCAUCAUCCACAACAAUGUCGUUGGCCACCCCUAAGCAGACGACAGAGCUUACCCGCGCCGAAACCUUGAGCUUAGCUGCCCUGUCCCUCGUCUGCGCGACCAUCCUCGCCAACGCAGUCCAACGAGACGAUGGCGAACCCCUGGUAGCGAACCUCGCUCUCAGCGGUCUGGCAUUCUCUGCCAGCUUCGCAAUGAUACGAUGGCUUGGUCCCACGUUCAUCAAGGCAGGGCUGAAGGGCCGCGACAAGUCAAAGGUGAACAACAAGCAGGAGCUGCCCGAGUGCAUGGGCGCCAUAUGUGCCGUGGUCUAUCUGAUCAUCAUCAUGGUGUUCAUUCCUUUCCCCUUCUACAAGGACAUUGUCGUCGCUACGAGUGGUGGUGGGAAUCGAGAUGUCGUUAUGAAUGUCGACUAUGUUCAGCAGGGACGGUUGCUGCACAAGUUUCCUCACAGCAAGUUAGCAUCCUUCCUAUCUGCAAUCAUUUCACUGCAGUCCAUCUCCAUCCUCGGCAUUGGCGACGACCUCUUCGAUAUCCGCUGGCGCCAUAAGUUCUUCAUUCCGGCCUUCGCCUCCAUUCCCCUCCUCGUUAUCUACUUUGUCGACUUCGGCGUCACCUCCAUCGUACUCCCUACCAUCCUCCAACCCUACGCCGGCCGCGAGCUGCUCGACCUUGGCUUCCUCUACUACGCUUACAUGGCUGCCUUCUGCAUCUUCAGCCCGAACAGCAUCAACAUUCUCGCCGGUAUCAAUGGCAUCGAGGUCUUGCAAUCCAUUGUAAUCGCAUCGCUGCUAGCGUUCAAUGACAUCCUGUACCUCGUCACACCCUACCCGCACCCUGCGACCGACUCGCAUCUAUUCUCGCUCUACUUCCUGCUGCCGUUCAUCGGCGUAUCUCUUGCCCUGCUCUGGCAUAACAAGUACCCAGCCCGCGUGUUCGUUGGUGACACAUAUUGUUACUUUGCCGGCAUGGUCUUCGUCGUCGUCUCCAUCUUGGGUCACUUCUCCAAGACGCUACUCCUGCUCAUGAUCCCCCAGGUCUUCAACUUCUGCUACUCGGUCCCGCAGCUCUCCGGUCUGGUACCGUGUCCGCGCCACCGCCUGCCGCACUUCAACGCGCGCACGGGGCUGCUCGAGCCGUCCGUCACGCGCUGGGAGGAGGACUUCAAGAAACAGCCAAAGCCGCUGGUCGCCACCGCCAUCCGCAUCCUCGGGAAGCUGCGCCUAUUGAGAGUCACAGAAGACAAGGAGACGGGCAAGAUCCUUGAGACGACCAACUUCACCAUCCUGAACCUGUGGCUCGUGUGGCGCGGUCCGCUCAGGGAAGACUGGCUCGCCUGGGAGAUCACGGCCAUGCAAAUAGCCGUAGGCUUGUUCGGCCUGUUUGUGCGGCAUCGGCUCGCCCUGCUGGUUUUUAGAGAGGACAAUCUCGGCAUGGGAAGUGGAGUUUAGAUAUCCCUACUUCCUUUGUGAUUUUGCGUUCCUUUUCUCUUCCGAUGUGCACAUGCCUCCUGCCUGGGAAAUCCUAGAGGGAACGAUGCUCUAAUGUAAAUACAAGCAAGGGCAUACACGCCUGUUUGGGCAUGUAGCGGGAAAACUAUGGACUAGGCAUUCCUUUUUUUUUUUUUCCCCCAGCCAUAUCAUGAACAGGCCGGUUAGGGCUCAUAUGUACAUGGAGUGGUAGAAUAUUAGGGAACUAAAUAGAGACCAUAGUUGCAGAAGCUCAUAGGAGAAUCAGAG